Messenger RNA from Orussus abietinus, 1411 nucleotides. Its product is annotated as putative protein FAM45B. The transcript has 6 exons. Gene Ontology annotation, biological process: protein transport; regulation of early endosome to late endosome transport. Gene Ontology annotation, molecular function: small GTPase binding; guanyl-nucleotide exchange factor activity. NCBI's taxonomy places the organism in Eukaryota, Metazoa, Arthropoda, Insecta, Hymenoptera, Orussidae. The record is from RefSeq and is a predicted model, not a curated record. Gene Ontology annotation, cellular component: late endosome. The coding region runs from base 197 to 1255 and encodes 352 amino acids.
CGUCGAGAUUAAAAGGGACAUCAUAUAAAAGGAAUAAAAACACGGAAAUAAAUCUGCAACUUGUUUAAAGAGUGAUUCAUCUCUGCAUUUAAAAUAACCAGAAAUGAAAUAUGAUAUUUCUCUAAAGGAGAAUAAUUUCCCACAUCCUCUGUGAAUGAAAAGCGUGGAAGAAAAUUAAUAAUUUAUAGUAGACCGAAUGGCACCUCUUACCAAUUUAAUUUUAUGCAGUACGAUAGAAAAAGAUUGCAACGGUGACGUGCUGUGGACCUGGUCUUAUCCCUGCAUCUCGGAAUCGCAGAAGGCUGCGAUAAGCAGGAAAUGUUAUUUACAUGCUGAGCAAAAUCAGAACGUUCCUUCGUUCACCUGUGCACGACACGGUCACGAAUGGUUUUUUAUUCACUGCAGUGAAGUCUUUGACUCUGAUAAAUUACCAAAGGUGAAGCAGUUCGCCUUAAUCCUCUUUACAAAAGACUUUAAUCCAAGCAAGUAUGAGACUUUAUGCCGCAUUUUGAGCAAAACGUACUGCAAAAGUGGAAACCCAACGGAGAUUCUCCAACUUUACCUCUCGGUGUACACGAAAGGUACUUGUACAACGCAAGAAAAUGGAACCUUUAUAUCUGAUGAAUUUACCAGCCAUUGCUUCGAGUCGAACACCAACAUUAAGGAACUCAUUAAAACGUUCGAAUUGGAGACUAUUUUAAUAUACACCGCGCUUCUGUUAAAGAAAAGAAUUAUAGUUUAUCAUCACAGCUUGGAACAGCUUCUUAGAUGGAUCGUCACAUUCCCUGCGUUAAUGAAGCACCGCAACUUAACGGAAUACUUAUUUCCCUGGAUAGAACUGAUACCAGAUGAGCUGAACGACUUAAAGAAAUAUACAUAUUACGUAGCUGGCUGCAGGGACAGCUCGAUUUCCUCGAAAACUGAAUUGUAUGACUUGCUUGUCAAUUUACCGGCGAGAGAAAUUACUGUCGCUUCGCAUGCGAAAGAAAGCUUAACGAUGACAAAGACGCAUAAAGAAAUCGCUCUCUUUAUGGUCCAGCUCUGCGAGAAACAAUGUACCGAGUCGCAGAUAAUAUCGGAAAUCGCAGAGAAAACGCAAAUCUUGUUAGAACAAUUAAAAUCUUUGGCAACAAUCCACACCCCGGAAGGUAGAAAAAUGGUGUCUAUUGAGAUAUUUAAAGAGAGAAACUUGGCUCCCGCAGUUGAGAAUUUCCUCAUCAACCUGGCGAUAGCUGAGAACCUUUUUAUGUUGUAAUAUAAACUAAAACGAAUCGUUUCCGAAGAAGUUCCAAAUCAACAAGGCUCCAUUGUACAUCGUUGCUGUAAAAAUUCAAUAUUAUUAAAUUACACUUACAUUAAGAAAUUAAAUAUUUAUCCUACCCAGCUGCGUAUUAUCAGGACUGCAAAUCAG